AGACGCUUGGCAUUUUGUAAAUUUUAUUAACGGACAAAAAAGAAGUGACGAUAAUAAUAAUAAAAAACGUUUUGUUGUCAAUAGAAUAUAUAUAAUAAAAAUUAAUCUUUAAAAAUGUAGAAAGUUGUAUUAGUGACAAUAGAUAAUAUAUAAUUAUUAAUAAUCUGGUCAAGUAAAUAUUUUAGUUUAAAUUUUUCGUUAUAAUUUGUUAAAAUAAAAAAAAUAAAAAAAAAAAAACCAUUAAAACGUUAUGGAUGAAGAAGAACGUAGAAGACGCGCCGUGGAAGCAGGAAAAGAAAUGCUUGAAAAAUUUAAAGCUGAACGAUUAGCACGAACAUCACAAGCAUCUGACGAUGAUUCCUUUCGAAAUAGUUUACCAAGACAAUAUUUAGGACCCGAAGGUGCCAGUGCAAAUGAAAGUGUCUUUUCUCGCGAUGUAACAUAUAGCAGUGUAAGUAUGAGUGAAGGCGAGGGAGAAGGAGAAUUGGAAGUAAUGGCUGGUAGAGUAGCAGAAUUAGAGGAAUUAGUACAGGGAAAAGAGGCUGUUGUGGAAGCAUUAACAGCAGAAAUAGAACAUCUUCGUGGUGAUAAUUCCUCACCAAAUUCAUCUCACAACAGUAGCCAUACUAGUAGUAUUCAAAAUAAUUCAAACAUCAUAGCCAUUUAUCAUUCUAAACUUCAAGAGUUUGAAUUAGCCGUUCAGCAACGUGAUAAACUUAUUGAAGAUUUAACCUCGUCUUUAGUGCAAGCCUUGGGUGCUCGUGAUAAUUUAGUUGAACAGUUAAAUGCUCUCAAUGCUGUACAGUUAGAAAAUCCAAAUGUCGAGAAACUCACACAAGAAAAGAUUAGUGCCUUAGAGUCGAAUGUCGGCGAACAAAAAAAUGUGAUUAAUGAUCUUAAGGAAAAAAUCAAAAAUUCUUACGAGAGGAUACAAAAAUUAGAGAUGGAGAAAGAAUUACAAAAUUCCGAAAUUGGAGAUUAUAAAAUGCAAAUUAAUAAUCUUAAUAAAGAAAUUCGCGCUGGCGUUGAAACAAUAGAACAACAAAAAUUAGCCGAAGCUCGAGUUGAAAAAGUAAAAAAAGAAAUGCAGGUCCUUAUGGAAAAAUUCACAGCUGAAAUUAAUGCAAAUGCUUUGGAACAUCAAAAAGAACUUGCGGAAUUGGAAAAGAAGUACGAUCAUGAAUUGGAAUCAAUUAAGGAAACAUACGAGAAGAAUAUACAGAAAAUAAGAGAUGAAAAAAUAAAACAGGAAAAUGUUCAUUCAAAAGAAUUGGCAGUUUUUCAGGCACAGGUGGUGAAUUAUAAAAAAACUGUUGAGGCAUUAAGACUUGAGCUAAUGAAUCGCAGUGAAUUACAAUCAUCACGAACAAAUUCAAGUUUACAACGUUCAAAAGUCGAUGAUCUUGGGGAUGAUUUAUUAAAUGAACAAAUACGUUUACAUAAAAUUCAAUUAGACGAUAUGACUGCUAAAUAUAUGGCAGCGGCAAGUGUUCUUGAAUCAAAAGAAAGUAUUGAACGUUCAUUGGAGCAAGCUCUAUCCGAUGUUGCCGCUUUGAAGCAAGAGAACGAAAUUCUUAAAUUUAAAAUGGAUGAUCUUACAGCUCGUUAUGCGGCCGCUCAAUCUCUUCUUGAAAAUAAUCAAAUGCACGAGAGAUCGCUUAAUACAAAAAUUUACGAUUUAGAAAAAACUCUAUCGCGUAUCAGUGGAAUUAGUACAAAUUCAUCGCCAUUUGACGCGACUGUUUAUCAAAAUCUCGAUGAUUUUGCAACUCAAUAUCAACAUCAUCUUCUUGAGCUUGAGGAAAAAUCACAUUUAGAAAUGAAACUUCAAAGUCGUAUUCAAGAUCUCGAGAAAAAUAUUCGUGAAGCAAAUGAUGAAUUAGAACAAGCUAAUAAUAUGAAACGUUCAUAUGAAAAACAAUUAAAGGAAAUGAAAAAUACAUGUGAUAAAUUAAUUCAAGAUGCAUCGAGAAAUGAAAAAAAUGAUGAAAUUGAAAAUUUAAAGAAAAUUCUCCACGAAAAAGAAAAUGAAAAUAAUGAAUAUAAAAAUAAAUUCCAAGAGAUUAAUGAACGUGCAAAAAAAGUUGAAAUUGAAAGGGAAAAAUUGAAAAAUGGUUUAGCUGCCGCUUGGGCAGAAUGUGCUGAAUAUAAACGAUUAAAUCAAACACUAAUGGGUGAAAGUAGAAUUGAUGAUUCAAUGAUUUCUGAAAAAAGUCACAUUAUUGAGGAAUCAAAUAAUAAUUUGGAUUUAACAAAUUUGGAACAAUCAGGAAAUAAAAGUUCAACUAACGAUAGUACAAAAACAAUUGCCAAUAUUUCAAAUAAUGAAUUCAUGAAAUUACAAGAGGAUUUCGAAUUUAUCACCAAAGAAAAUGAACGUCUUGUAAAUGAAAUAAAAGAAGUGACAGUAAAAUUGAAGAAUUAUCAAGAAAUGGAGAAAAUAAUUGACAAAUAUAAGGAACAAUUUGAAAAAUUAAGAAACGAAAAUGAAAAAUUAUUAAAUCAAAUUACUGAAUUGAAAGAUGAAGCUGAAAGUAUUGAUUCAUUGAAACAAUGUAUCGAUCGUCUUAAUAAAGAAAAUGAAAAAUUUGUACAACGUAUUGAUGAGAUUUGCGCGAAACAUAAGGGAGAAAUUAAUGAAACCGAAAAGAGACAUCAGGAUGAAAUGGAAGAGUUGAGAACUUAUUUUGAACAAAAAUGCCUUCAAAUGGAGAAACAAUAUUCAGAAGAGAUUUUUAGUCAACAAUCAAAGAAAAUGUCGGAUGAUAGUGAAAUUGAAGAAUUAACGGAAGAUUUAUAUUAUGGCGGUGGUGGUGAUUGUGGUGCGAAUGUGACAAAUUUUGAUAGUCACUCAAAAAUUGAGACUUCUUUAACAAAUGGUGAACAGACUACUACUAUUGCUGAAUAUAAGGCAAAAAUUGAAUCACUACAAGAAACAUUGAGAAAUAUUAAAGAAAAUGGAUCUCGUACUUCUCUUCUUAAGGCUGUUAAUCAGUGUUGUCAAACUGAUUUGGACGAAACAGCGUUGGAAAAUAGUGAGUUGACGAAAUUACGAGCCGCUUAUAAUCAUCAACUUGAAGAACAAGUGGCACUUGCUCGGCUCGAUAUUGUCAAUGCACUUCAGGACCAGAUUCAGACUUUACUCACAAUUGAUGCGGACGUCGAAGAAAAUUGGCCAUUAGAAUUGUUAGAAUUACGAAAUAAAUUCACAAGUAAUGCUAAACGCGAGAUUCAGGAAUUGAAGGAUAAACACGAUUUGGAAUUAAAACGUUUAAAAGAGGAACAUAAUUCUAAUUUGAAUAUUGCAAAUCGUUCACUUAAACGAUAUGAAGAAGAAAUGAAGAAAAUUAAAGAACAAUAUAAUCAAGCGAUUCAAUCCUCAAAUUCGGAAGGAGAAAAAUCUUCCUUAAGGAACAAUUUACUCAACGAGCGAGACAAUUUAUUAAAAACUUGCAGAACAUUAAAAAAUGUAAUUGGAGAUUUAAUAAAUUACUUUACAAUUUGUGAGGACGAAGUGAAUAAAUCGUUUAUUAAUGAAUUUGUCGACAGAAGAACACCAAAGAAAUUAAAUUCACCAAUUGUCGAUUGUUCUUUAUCUUCGCCUAAUGAAAAUCGAACACAAAAGGAAAGUACACAGCAAAUAAAACGCGUUCAUUUUGCUCCUCCAAAUACCGGUGAAAUUGCCACAAUUGUCAAUAGUGAUAAUGAGAGUAUUUCGGAAAUAAUUGAAAAGGAUUUAGAUAUUGCAAAAAAUUUCCGACGUGAAUUAAAUGAUUGUCUAACACGUUUAAAAGUUGAAAUUGCACAAAUUCUUGAUAUUUCAUUUACACCCGAUGAAUUAAAAGCCGAUCAACUUUCGAAAAAAUUAUUAUUAAUGACAAAAAACAAUGAGGAAUUGAAUGAAAAACUUUUAGAUGCUGAGAAUAUGCUUGUUGGAUAUCAAGAGGAAAUGGAACAAUUAAAAAUGAAAAUUCAUAAUAUACAAAAAUCAAUGAUUGAAAAUAAACAAGAAAUUAUUUCCGAAGGAUAUGGUGAACAAGAUCAAACAUGUGAGGAUGAAUUGCAAGAUAUUUCGCAGCUUCAAGAUCGAGCGAGAUCUGUAAUUAUGAAUGGUAGUGCUGAUAGCAGUUAUCUUUUGCAAUUAGUCGAGGAAUUGUGUAGACACAACGACAAAAUUGCUGAUGAUUCAAAAAAGGAUAAAGACGAUCUACAAAAUCAGCAGGUGUCAUUAGAACCCAAUCCUCCCUCAUACAUUCACAGGGUUUGCUGUCGAAAGAUAACCGCUGCCGAUAAACAACUGAGGGCAAUGAAAAAAUUCCUUGAAGAACAAACCAGCGAGCGGGAAACUGAAAUUGAUGAGGCAACAAAGAAAAUUGAAUAUUUGGAAAAUCAGCUGAGAGAUUUGGAAAGGACCAAAGAAAGAGAUCAGCGAAUGACAUCUGAGUCUUCACUAUCGCCUGUACCGUCGACAGAAUCCCUUGUACUUCGAACAACUGACACCCGAACAGAUGUGGAGGCAUUGGAAACACAAAUGCGGGAAAUGUCAUCAAUGAUGUCGGACACUGAGGCGAAAAAAUCAGAAGCCGAAAGUGAAUUAAAGGCGGCAGUUGAUAAAAUUUGGGUUUUGCGUGACAUCAUAACUGAUCUCGAGCAACAAAUGCAGGCGAAACUUGAACAAGAGGAUGUGCUUUUAAAUCGAAUCGAUCAAUUGGAAAAAUUGAUAUCGGCACAAAAUCGUAAUCAACAGGAACUUGCGCUUGAAUUGGAGUCCAUUAAAUCGGGAAGUGAGAAUCUUCAGUUGAACGAGCACAUCAGUCAUCUUCAGGAGGAAUUGAGAAAGCAUAAAGUCAGUUCAGAGCAUUUUAAUUCAAAUUCUUCGACAUUGAAACAAAUUCGAAUGGAAAUUCGUGAAAUGCACAGUCAUGUGGAUAAACGAAUCAAAGAAUUGGAAGCACUACAUGUUUGUGGUUCAAGUCUCAGUAUCAGUCAACCAAGUGAAGAUGUUUCAAUUCGUGAUCAAAUUGAAGCAGCACGUUGUCCAACACCUGACGAUCCAAAUGCACCGCCCACACUUCCUCUCGAUCAGGUGUUAAAAUUAAAGGACAAAUUAAUGAAACACUCGAGAGCUGAGGAAGUGGCAUUGAAAAGAAUCAAAGAUUUGAAUAUUCAGCUAACAACAUUAAAAAAUCAAAACGAAGAACUUAUAGCCGAACAAGAGAUUUUACAGCAAACAGCUUCUGAACAAUUGUUUCAAAUGGAGGCAAUGCGAGGUAGACUUGAGCAACAUAAACAAGACGCUCCAUUUGCUCAGAGGCAAGCAACCUCACGAUUGGAACUUCAGUUACACGAGGUUAAUACCAAAUUACAUUCAUUCGAACGAAUGAUCGCCGACAAGGAUUUAGAAUUAAAAGAGCAACGUGAUCAUCUCGAGAGAACAAAUCAAUUAUUAAUGGACAAGGAAACGGAAAUUGCAAAUAUUGUUCAGUCGGAAAGUAAUGUCAUUCAAAAAUUGAAAGAUCGUUUAGAAAUCAUUGAAGAGGAGAAGAAGCAUUUUGAAUCGAAACUCGGUAAACAGGAACGUGUUCAAAUGGAAAUUCCCCAACUUCUUGAUACAAUGCUCGCCGAUAAGAAUGAAGAAAUCGAUCAUCUUAAAGAACAAUUGCAAAAGAAAGAAAAACAACUUGAAUAUUAUCUUGCUCUUGAUUUAGAUGAAAUGAAAGAAAAACAACAGGAGACAAAAAAUAGCGCUCGAACACUCAGCGAUAUUUUAUCAAUUAAUUCUGAAUGUGAAGAAUUACAAAAUUCUGGUUUUCCCUAUCAGGAAACUGAUGGAAUUCGUGAAAUUCAACAUUCAACUAGAAAUACACAUAACAUUUCAUCGUUUCGUGUUCCAAUGCCAGGAAUUUCGAAAAAUACUCUCGAAUUCACACCAACUACAAUUGAUGUUAAUAAAACUAUUUUUGUCCCCGAAUUGGAUUUGGGUAAUUCACAAUCAAGUUUUUCCAAUCCAAAAGAUUUAAUUGACACUCAACUUGAACGAAGUGAAGUCGAUUCUAUAUCUCUUGAUAAAACUCAAGAGAAAAGUAAAUCAAAAAUUUCACCUAAACAAAGAAGAAGCAAAUCAUCAUCUUCAUCUGAUGAAUUAUUACGACAACAAAUUCAAGUACUCGACACUCAAUUGAAUGCAAUUAAGGAUGAAUUGAGUUUAAAAUCGUCAACAUUACGACAACGUGAAGCUGAAUUAGUAACACUUCAAGGAAAUCUUGAGAAACUACGUUACGAAUUAAGAGAAACAAUUGAAUCUCUAACGCGUGAUAAACUUCUUUUUAAGAGUCAAUUUGAAAUGAGUCAAGUGGCUGAAAGUAAAUUGAAAAAAGAUUUGGAACAAGUGGAGAAUACAAUGAAAUUGAAAAUUGAAGAAUUGGACGAUUAUAAGAGUAAAAUUCAGGUGAAUGAGAAAAUUCUCAUGGAAUUGAAAAAUGAGAAUUCAAAAUUAAAAAAGAAUAUCGAAAUUAUUGAAAGGAAUAAAAAUAAUGAUGGUACAUUGGAGGAGAAAUGUCAAGAAGUGAAAUAUCUUUCAGAACUUAUUUUCCAAAAAGAUGUGACAAUUGAAACACUUGAAACUCGAAAUAUUGAAAUUGAAAAUGAAAAUAAACAACUCUAUGAAUACAGAACGAAAUAUGAAUUAUUUAAAGAAGAAAUAGCAAGUUGUCAAAUGGAAAUACAACGUUUGACACAGGGUUUAAAUAAUCGUGAUGAUAUUAUUCGAAGAUUAGAGGAAAUGGCUAGAAGAAAUAGUUUUUCUGGUGCUUCUUCGCCAAGUGAUAGUAAUAAAAAUAAUCAAGAGUACAAUAAUAAAAGUCAAGAGAUUCAUCAUUUGCAGGAGUACCUCAAAGAAAAGGACAAGGUCAUUAGGCAAAUGAAUGAUGAUAGUAAAAGUUUACAUCGUGCCUUGGAAACAAUUCAAAAUAAAAUGAAAGAAUCAGGAAAUGUUGUUGAAUUGAGGAGAAAAUUAAAAGACGAGAAAAAAAUGAAUGGACAAUUGAAAGAAUCCCUCGAUAAGGCAUUAAAUGAACUCGAUCGAUUGAAAGAAGAGGGAAUUCAAUUGGAAGAAGAAGGAAUUGAAGAUAUGGUCCAUAGGGAAUUGAAUCUCUCGGCUCAAUUGGAUAAACAAAUAAUGGAUGCCAUUGAAAGUGAACCAGAAGAAGGAGCAGCGAUUCGACGAAUGGAGAAACAUUCCUGUAAUUCAUUGAAUAUUAAACCAGCCGCUUAUAGACAACAGGAAAAAUUAAUGGAAAAAUUGAAUGAAAUGAAAUUGAAAUUAACGCAAAGCAAUAAAGAAAAAGAAGAAAUCUAUCGAUUAAAGGAUGAUUUAGAAAUCGAGAGAGAAAUGCUAAGAUCACAAGUUGAAGAGUAUGAGAAUCGAAUUCUACAAAUUAAAUCCGAAUUAAUGGAGGAGAGAAAAAAAGUCACGAAUUUAGAUGAAGAAAUUUUGCGUCAAAGAAAUAUUAUUAAAACACUAAAUGUUCGUAUUGAGAAAGAACAUAAAAAUUUUGAUAUCUCACAAGAACAGGACGCGGAACUUUUAUCGGCACUAAGGCAAAAACUCACAGCAUCAGUGAAAAAUGAAUCAAAAUUACGUGAAGAAUUAAAUCAAACACGACAAUUGAUGAAAAAUUUGGAAAUUCAAAUCAAUUCGAUUAAUCGCGAAGAAAAAGUGCAAACUAAUAAUGAACAAACAAUUCCAUCUGAUUUAUUAAAACAAGAACAAGAAAAAUAUUUGGAAUUAUCGGAGAAAUUUGAAAAUUUACAAACUGAGAAUGAUGAAUUGAGGGAUAAUUUGAAAUUAAUAGAACGGGAAAAAAAGAGAUGUGAAGAACAAUUAGAGAUUGCAAUUGAAAAGCAAGAGAAUUUUACGAGUAAAUUAGAUUUAAUUGAAUGUGAAAAGGAAAAUUUAAAUACCGAUCUCAAGAGAUUGAAAGCUGAAUUAAAAAUGAAAAAAGAGGAAUUUGAAUUUUUACAGAAAAAAUUGAAAACAAUGACUGACGCUGAAGCUAAACGACAACAACAUAAGAGCAAUGAACAUGGUGAAUUAAAGAAAUUAAGACGUGAUUUGGAGAGUAAUAAAUCUGUUUUAAAAGAUUUGGAAACAGAUUUAGAGCAUUCAAAGACUGAAUUACGUUUUGCAAAAGAUAAAGAAUCAAGAUUAAAGGAAGUGAUUUCCGAUUUACAAAAUGAAAUUCAAACAAAUCAAAGAAUACAAGUCGAACUCUCUGAAAGUCUCAAGAGAGAGAGAAUCACUAGUGAGAAAAAUGUGCCAUCCAAAUUUAUCGAAAUGAUAAAAGAAUUAAAUGAUAAUUUGGAAAGAGUUAAUCGUGAUAAGUCUGUACUCUUGGAAAAAUUGAAUAGAGUCAGAGAGGAGAGAGAGAAUUUUGCCCUUCGUGUAAGAACUCUUGAAACACAAUUAACACAAAAGAAAUCUUCACUUGGUACUUUAAAUCCACUCACUGAAGACAAGUUACAGCAUUUUUAUGGAAAAUUCCUGAGAACGGACAGUAGACGCAAGGCGCUUGUCUAUCAAAAACGUUAUUUACUAAAUAUAUUGACGUGUUAUCAACGAUCUGAGGAGAAUACUUUAGCGUUCCUUGCACAAUUGACGCAAACAGAAAGAACAUGCGUGAGAAAAGGUUCGAAUCGAAAAAAUUUCAAAAGUUAUUUUAGAAGUGUUGUCCUGGUUGUUAUCACCGUUCAUCGAAUAAAAUGGCUAAUUACAAGAUGGCGAAGUGGCAGAAGAAUUGGAGCAAAAGCAAUAUUAUCAAAUGGUGAUCAAUCUUUUGUUCCACUUCCAACGUCAGCGUCAAAUCAUUCGCCACCGGUUCGAGAUUUUCAAAAUGCAAAUGUUGCAAUCGUGGACUGUGAUUAAAACAAAAAGCAUGAUGUUGAUAAAACCUCGAUGGCGACCAGAAUUCCAAUUUCGAUGAAUACCUGCAGCGCUUUUUAAAAACUUACAAUAUGAAUUUAAAAAAAGACAUUGAUGCAGAUCAUUCAGAUUAGAGAGAAAAAUAAUUCAUUAUUAAGAAUACUCUUUUUUUUAAAUAAUUAUUUAAUAUUAUUUUAAUUUAAUAUUUAAUUCCAAUUUUAUUUCAAAUUGAUAUUAUGAAAACAAGAAAUUAUUUUAUACUAAUUGUUAAAAAUUUAUAGUCACAUAAACACACUCAUUUUUAAUUUUUAAUUUAUAGGAAUUAUAUAUUUUUUAAUUUGGUGAACAAAAGAAAAAGUACUAGUUAAUGAAAUUAACACUUUUUACAAAAGAAUUUAGUCACUAUACGAUAAAUGCUGUUUAGUUUUUAAUAAUAAGCAAGUCAAUGUUAUUCCACUUUGCACGUUGUAAGAUAUUGUGAUUUACCAUUAAUUAUAAGAAUUUUUUUAUACUCUUAAUUAUUAUAUUUAUAUAGGAAGAUGAAGAUAGGUGCUCAGAUAUUUUUAGAAAAAUGUUAAUGUGCCGAUUGUUCAACACUAGCUAAAUGGGCUCUUCCUUUUACCGAAAUUUACCAAAGCAUGUUGAUCAGAAAUGUAUGUUUUUUAUAUUGUAAAUAAAGUGUUAACGAAUGACCUGA
Messenger RNA from Leptopilina boulardi, 9617 nucleotides. Its product is annotated as pericentrin-like. The coding region runs from base 251 to 8923 and encodes 2890 amino acids. Gene Ontology annotation, molecular function: molecular adaptor activity. The transcript has 18 exons. Lineage: Eukaryota; Metazoa; Arthropoda; Insecta; Hymenoptera; Figitidae. The record is from RefSeq and is a predicted model, not a curated record. Gene Ontology annotation, biological process: signal transduction.